Molecule: messenger RNA, 1491 nt
Organism: Polychytrium aggregatum
Lineage: Eukaryota; Fungi; Chytridiomycota; Chytridiomycetes; Polychytriales
Exons: 6
Coding region: 1-1491 (496 amino acids)
Molecular function (GO): protein binding
Source: RefSeq, a predicted model, not a curated record
AUGUCAAGGAGAAUAGUUCUCGCGAUCGAUCCGCCGAAGCGACGGCGUCCGUUGCCUGCACCCAAGCCGGAGCCUGCACCGGUGUCCAAGAGCAUCAACCCUCUGCUUAGUCUGAGCAUGUACUCGGACGACGACGACGACAGCGAUAAUAGUGGCAAUGAAGCCGUCGCCAGCGACAGCCAUAACGCCAACAGCCCUCUGCUGCAAACACAAGGCUUCCUGUCGGCCGACGGUGCGGGCCGGGUCUCCGUAUCCACAGAGCCAAGCGAUGUUCCGUUCAAAGACGAGGCUGCCGCUGCCGUCGCUCUCGACCAUACCCGGCCCGACCCUUCCAUCGGCACCAGCACAGCAAUGGACAGUAAUCUAUUGUUUGGAAUCCAGUCAGGCGCUGUCGGCCACGGAAGCUCUGCCCCUCUCAUGCCAUUUGCUGAAACCCAGUCGGCCUCGGCGACCGAGUGCAUCCAAGCCCCGACCGAGGCCAACCCGCACGGCCAGUGGGAGCCAUUCUGGGACGAGAACUCGGAAACGUGGAUCUACUGGAACUGGACCACCGGCUCGACCUUGUGGGCAUCUCCCUUUCCUGAAUCCCCGAGUGCUCUCCUCCACCCGCGUCCCGGGGCAUCGAUAUUUUUCAGACCCACGCCUUACUCCUUCCAAACUCCGAUGCAGCCUCCACCAGCCAACUCACAUCUCGAGCAUACCUCGGGAGCAGUCCUCGCCAAGCUCGAUGCUCUCGUACUGAUGCCGGGCGCGUUUACAAACGACGAAAAGGAAAAAAUCCGAGUCUGCAAGAAAGAGUACGCCGUCCGGCGCUGGGAUUGGGGCAAGGGCGCCCUGAAGGACGGAUACUUUGCCGAGAUCACGACGCAUUGGGAAGCUGUUGUUGCUUCGCUCGAAGCGUAUGCUGCCCCAGCAACCUGGAGAGCCAUCUGGGACGCAAGCAGCAUGACGUACUACUACAUCCAAGAGUCCACGGGCUUGACCUCUUGGACUCUACCUGAGCAGGGACUCCCCUCCACCGCCGAGCCGCCGCCGCCGCCGCCCCCAGACGAUCACAUUGCCCCUCCUCCGCCUCCGCCACCCCCGUCGACGGACGCUCAGGGAGCAGGCGAGGACAUGGACAUGUCGGAUGGUGAGGCGCCGUCACCAGGCGGGAGCCAGCAUGUCGGUGCUGCCGCAUCGCCACCCAUCAAAAGGCUGGUCAAGAAGGUCAAGCGAGCACAUGUCAAAUCCUCGACGGCCAUGUUGCUGGAUAAAUGGAAGCAAGUCAGCGAAGAACUCAAUCGCCCCGAAGACGAGAGCGAGGACGAGCCCCAGCUUGAUCUGCAGGAAUGGGCUGAGCAGCAGCAGCAGAGCACGAGCGUUGCAAAGCACAACCCUAAUUUUGCCCCGCUGGGCGAGCGAAAGAAGCGCAAGGAGCCCGAAGAAGCUGAGGGAGCCGAAGGGUCUGAGAAGCCGCCUGAGGGAGAAGCACCAACACCGCCUGCAUGA